Messenger RNA from Trichobilharzia szidati, 3021 nucleotides. Lineage: Eukaryota; Metazoa; Platyhelminthes; Trematoda; Strigeidida; Schistosomatidae. The record is from the annotation of a GenBank genome assembly.
CUCAAUUUGGAUUGUAAGAUCAACGCUUUGCUGUGUACCUCCCGAAAUUUCUGUCUGUGACCGUGGGUAUGUAACGUAAUGUUUGUAAAGGUCUAUUUAUAGGUCGAAUUUUGAACGUUGCAUGAUCUUCGAGUAAAAACAGUAGAAUUAUCUCUGUUCUUUGGUCAGGUGGCUUUCAAAGCAGGUUACUUUCUUGUCCUUAUUAUAUAUUUAAUCCUUAAAUUAUAUCUUAGUAUUCAGUCUACCGAGAUAAUGAAUCUGAAUGUAUUCGAUAUAAUAAUUCUUGUGAUAUACUUCAUAGCUCUGUUGGGAACUGGAAUAUAUGCUUUAUUCGCUUCAAGAAGAGGGACUGUGAGUGGAUAUUUUUUGGCUGGACGGUUUAUGACAUGGCUUCCUGUGGGUGCAUCACUGUUUGCCAGUAACAUUGGGAGUGAACAUUUUAUCGGUCUUGCUGGGUCAGGGGCAGCAGCAGGUAUAGCUGUUGGUGCUUUUGAACUAAAUGCAUCAAUUUUACUUCAGCUCCUUGGAUGGGUUUUUCUCCCAGUUUAUAUUGCAAGCGGCGUUUUCACGUUACCAGAAUACAUGAAAAGACGUUUUGGGGGUGAAAGAAUACACAUUUAUCUUGCUGUUUUAUCGCUCAUACUUUAUAUUUUCACGAAAAUUUCGGUUAAUUUAUAUUCAGGUUCAUUAUUUCUAACCGAAGCACUAAACUGGAACACUUGGGUAUCCAUAGUUCUGUUGCUUCUAUUAACUGGUCUUAUAACUGUCACAGGUGGAUUAGCAGCUGUUCUUUACACUGAUACACUUCAAUUUUUCGUAAUGAUAAUUGGUGCUUUAGUAUUAUCCAUCAUAAGUUAUAUUAAAGUGAACGGAUUCAACGGUGUUCUGUCCUUAUAUGGACAAGCUAUUGCCAAGUUCAAUACAUCAUCGAAUGAAAGUGCCAACGCAUUGAUUAGUUUAGCCAAUGCUGUAAAUACAACUCGCAUCAAUUCAUUAGCAGAGUUAGCUGAUUUACCCGAUGUCUCUCCAACGCUAAAAUGCAGUUUACCAUCAACUAAAGCGUUUACAUUGCUAAGGGGAAUUAAUGAUCCUGAUAUGCCAUGGCUUGGAUUUCUACUUGGUCAAACACCUGCAUCUAUAUGGUAUUGGUGUGCUGAUCAGAUGAUGGUACAACGUGUUUUGGCGGCUAAAAGUUUGUCUCAUGCACAAGGCGCCACAUUAAUGGCUGGUUUGAUUAAACAACUCCCAUUAUUCAUUAUGGUGAUCCCAGGAAUGAUAAGUAGGAUAUUAUUUCCAGAUGAAAUUGCAUGUAUUCCAGGACCUGACUGUUAUCGUAUUUGUGGCCAAAAAAGUGGAUGCUCAAAUUUAGCCUAUCCAAAAUUAGUUAUCAGCGUAAUGCCAUCAGGUCUUAGAGGUCUUAUGCUAGCUGUAAUGUUAGCUGCUCUUAUUUCUGAUCUGACAUCGAUUUUUAAUUCAGCUAGUACACUGUUCACUGUUGAUAUUUAUCAGAAAAUCAGAAAGAAAGCGAAAAAUAUGGAAUUGAUGAUUGUUAGCCGAAUAUUUGUAAUCGUAUUAAUCUUAUUGAGUAUAGCCUGGAUACCUGUUAUACAAGAAUUACAAGGCAGUCAAUUAUUCCUGUAUAUUCAAGCUGUUUCCGCGUAUCUAGCGCCACCUGUUGCUGCAGUCUAUUUGUGCGCCAUACUGAAUAAACGAAGCACAGAAAGGGGUGCAUUCAUUGGUUUAAUGUAUGGCUUGGUAAUUGGUAUAAUACGCUUAAUAUUAACUAUUAUCUAUCAUGAACCAAUCUGUGGAGAAGUGGAUAGACGACCAUGGAUAAUAAAAAAUGUGCAUUAUAUGUAUUUUGCAUUAUUCUCAUUUUCAACCUGUGGUCUAAUUGUCUGUCUAGUAUCAUUAACCCAGAAAAAUUUAACAAAUGAACAAUUAUAUCGUUUAACUUAUUGGACAGCAUGGGAUAAUCAAAAUAACAAUAACAGUAAUAAUUAUGAUAAUAAUGAUGAUAAUGAUAAUAAAGGAUAUAAUUCAAAGAUACAAAAUGGUCUACAUUCAAAUGAGAUUAUGAUUAUGAGUAAAACAGAUAAAUCCGACGGGCAAGAAAUGGACAACAACGACGACGACGUCGAGGAGGCGAAGGAACAUAAUGAUGAUUUGCAGGCGAAGAAGUGGAAGAAGACGAAGCACAAGCACAAGCAGAAGAAGCAGCAGAAAAAGGAGACUUCGAAUGGUGACAAUGAUGUCAAUAAUAAUAAUAAUAACAAUAAUGAUAACAAUCCAGAAAAGGCGUACAAACAACAGGAAAAAGGUGAAAUAAUCACUAGACCAAAGACAAAAUUUGAUAAAUUGAAACCUCCGUAUAAUGCAGAAAAGAAUACUUCCUUGCAGUUCGAUAGUGAUACUCGUGUGGAGCAGAAACAGCCUGUAAAUAAAACAGCUACAGAAGGUCCAAAUCCUAUGGAAGAUGAAACAUCUCCAUCGAAAUCAUCAUCUUCAUCACCCUUUUAUCGAUUAAUAAGAAAUAUCUUUUUAUGGUUUUGUGGUUGUGCUGAUCAUCCAUGCUCUGAUCCUGAAGUUAGAGAUCGAUAUGGAUGUAAAUGUUGUCCAGUGAGUUCACAUGAGGAUGAUGAUAAUGAUGGUGAUAAGGCGGCUGCUCAUUCCCGAAGACAUCCUAAAUCCGGUGAUAUUAUUCAAAUCAGUAGUGACACCGACGUUGAGGAUGCUGAUGAUGAUGCUCUUGAAGAUGAAAUGCGUCGUUUAAAUCAAGAGAAACAUUUAGCGAAAAUUACAAGUUUGAAACAAGAUCCACAAGUUAAAUGCGGUUUAUACAUUGGCCUAAUUUUAAUUAUGAUCUUGUCUGUAUUCGGUUUCAUCUUUUUCUCUGUAUAUUUUGGACCAAUUUCAAUCGGUCCAAUACCUGUGAGUGUAGACGACCAAUCAAGUUUAAGCGGAACACUUAAUGAUGCUAUAGAAGUGUUAAAGAAAAAUGGUUUAAUUAAAACACAAUGA